Paramecium tetraurelia is the source of this 727-nucleotide messenger RNA. RefSeq lists its product as uncharacterized. NCBI's taxonomy places the organism in Eukaryota, Ciliophora, Oligohymenophorea, Peniculida, Parameciidae. The transcript is spliced from 3 exons. The record is from RefSeq and is a predicted model, not a curated record.
AUGAAUAUAAAUGGGCUUGAAAAAAUUUGUAAUUAAGCUACAAAUUUUUGGAAAUAAUAAUUCAUUUCAUCAUCUAAAUAAGAUUAAGACGUUUCAACCAAUGUUGGGUCGAAUAUCUUAGAAGAAUAAUCUAUUUUUGAGAUAUCUGCUAAAAAAACUGAAUAAUAUCUCUUCCCUGAUAUAGAAAGAUAUCACUUAAAUAUCGAAAAAUGUGAGCCACAAUUUCCUUAAAGUGUGAUCUAACAGCCUCAAUAAUUAGAAUUGGAAGACAAUUAUGAAGCCAGUUGUUCGCAAUGCUCUGAUUGUUAGAGCAAACGAAGAGAUAAAAAAAAAUCAAAAUCAAGAUCUUGCAAAUCAACAAAAUAGAGGUUUACCAUAUCCCAAGAAGCAUUCAUUAUGGAAUAAACAAGAAAGGGAACUAGCUUCACAGAUAUUGCUUAAUAAAUUCCAGGUUCAACUGUGAAUUAAGUCAAACAUCAUCUCCUGAAAAAACUUAAAAUUUGUAAUAAAAAUACUGAUCUUCAAGGAGACAAUAUUACUGAAAUUAUCUUAAAAAUUUAAUAAUUAUAACAAAAUGAGAAUAUAGAUAAUGCUGUUAAAAUUAAAGAACUUAAAGAACAUAUAUCUUUAGUAGAAAAUCAUUUGCAUCAAACUAAGCAAAUCAUUCUUUAAAAAUAUAUGGUAUUAUUUCAAUAAUAAUGACAAUGAGUAGAUAUCUUUUAUAUUU